Molecule: messenger RNA, 3010 nt
Organism: Cyprinodon variegatus (sheepshead minnow)
Lineage: Eukaryota; Metazoa; Chordata; Actinopteri; Cyprinodontiformes; Cyprinodontidae
Gene: ptdss1a
Product: phosphatidylserine synthase 1
Exons: 13
Coding region: 237-1631 (464 amino acids)
Biological process (GO): phosphatidylserine biosynthetic process
Molecular function (GO): L-serine-phosphatidylethanolamine phosphatidyltransferase activity
Source: RefSeq, a predicted model, not a curated record
CUCUCUCUUUCUGUGCCUCUGAUUCCGCUAAACUCUUCCGCUUUGCGAAUCUUCCUGAUAAACCAAUCAAAACCUAAACUACGCAUUUUCUAAAGAGCAGUUUCUCCUCUCUUAGUUCAUCAAAUUCUGCCUGCACGCAGACAGUUAGUUAUGUAACUUUAUAUAUUUAUUUCAUCGUAUGAUCCGGCGGCCAGGGUUGGAUCAGUGUCUGAUGUCUGCCCUGCGCCCUGCCUGCCAUGGCGUCCGUCUAUAGCGGAUCCCAUACGUUGAGCAAAGAUGAUGUCAACUACAGGAUGCAUUUCCGAAUGAUUAACGAGCAGCAGGUGGAGGAUAUCACCAUCGAGUUUUUCUACAAGCCGCACACCAUAACCCUGCUGACAUGCACGGUGCUCAGUUUGAUGUACUUCGCGUUUACAAGAGAUGAUGGAAAUCCUGACAAUAAUCUCUGGGUGGGGCUCAUUCUGGUCAUCUCCUUCUUCCUAGUAAUCAGUGUUUUGGCAUUUCCCAAUGGUCCCUUCACCAGGCCACAUCCAGCAAUAUGGCGAAUAGUGUUUGGUCUGAGUGUGCUCUACUUUCUGUUCCUGGUUUUAAUCAUCUUCCUCAACUGGCAGCAGGUGAAGCAGCUCAUGUACUGGCUGGAUCCAAACCUGCGCUAUGCCAAGAGAGAGGCAGACAUCAUGGAGUAUGCAGUGAACUGCCACGUCAUCACCUGGGAGAGAAUCCUCAGCCAUUUUGACAUUUUUGCUUUCAGCCAUUUCUGGGGCUGGGGAAUGAAGGCCCUCCUCAUUCGAAGCUAUGGCCUGUGCUGGACCAUUAGUAUUACCUGGGAGCUAACUGAGCUUUUCUUUAUGCAUCUGUUGCCAAACUUUGCGGAGUGCUGGUGGGACCAAGUGAUUCUGGACAUCCUGCUGUGUAAUGGAGGAGGAAUCUGGCUGGGAAUGACCGUCUGCCGCUUCUUAGAGAUGAGGACGUACCACUGGGCCAGUAUUAAGGACAUCCACACCACCACAGGGAAGAUCAAGCGAGCCGUGCUGCAGUUCACUCCUGCAAGCUGGACCUAUGUGCGCUGGCUUGAUCCAAAGUCCUCCCUGCAGCGAGUGAUGGGCGUCUACCUGUUCAUGAUUAUCUGGCAGCUAACAGAACUAAACACGUUCUUCCUGAAACACAUUUUUGUCUUUCCUGCGAGCCACGCUCUCAGCUGGUGCCGAAUCCUGUUUGUCGGUAUCAUCACAGCUCCGACUGUAAGGCAGUAUUACGCAUACCUCACAGACACACAGUGUAAGAGAGUGGGAACGCAGUGCUGGGUCUUUGGGGCAAUAGCCUUUCUGGAGGCCUUGGUGUGUAUUAAAUUUGGACAGGACCUGUUCUCAAAAACUCAGAUCCUCUAUGUGGUCCUUUGGCUGUUAUGUUUGGCCUUUAUUACAUUCCUCUGUCUGUAUGGGAUGGUGUGGUGUGCAGAAACAUAUGGUCCAAGGGGAAAGAGCCUCUCAGAGUGUGAGGAUAGUAAUUACACAGAGUCUCCUGACCACAUGCCGGGGGAAUUUAAAGAUGACACGGAUGCAAACGGCGAGAGCCCUACGCUCCGACGAAGAGGGAAAAACAAACCCUUAAAUGGCGUCGACAGGCAGUAAGAAGCACAGACAUCAGAAGUCAAUCUGCAAAGCCAAGUGUGACCAGAAGGUAAAGAUGAAAUGCUUCGUGGUGUAAUACGAUAUCCCAACCACCCCACCACCGCCGUCACUUUCUUGAGAGUGCAGACAGCAGAAGAAGAAGAGCAUAUAAACAGAUUUAUAUAAUUAUAAAGAAAGCGUAGCAGCUCAGACUACAGAGAUGCACGCUGCAGUAUGUGCUGAAAAAGCUCCUAAACCACUAAUCCCAGUUUUUGUGUGUGAAUGAGAGUGAGAGUUCGUGGGUGUAUGAAAGACUUAAAAAAAAAAUACUAUAGCUGUGACUGCAUGCUCAUUGUAGCUUUUAAAUGACCUGUAUCCUCUGCCACAAUAUCACUGAAGGCUGAUGUGUUUUUGACUGAAUGCCAGUUAGUUGGUUCUAAACAUUUCAAUGUUAAAAUGCCAUUUUAAAGGUAUGAUCACUUUAUUUUGAGCCUGUAUGUUUUUAGGUCCUUAUUUUUAUACAUGCAUCCUUCUGUGAUGAUCUUUUUACAGAAAAUAUGCGUUUUGUUCAGUUUUUUUUUUUUUUAAGAAACUUGAAUGUGGGCAAAAUUUCAAUGCCAGACAGCUUUAGCUUGUUAGCUUGUUCAACCGAGGUUUGUUGAAUUUGUAAUGAAGCACACAGUUGAAGCACUUUGCAGGAGCUUUUUUCCUUGAGAAUACUGUACAUUUGGUUAUGUUCAAGUAUUAUAUGAACUGUUGUGAUCUAGAGUGACUUUACUUCCCCUCUCCGCCUGUGGCUGCUAUAUUACUUUUAAUUUUUCUACGUUUUAAUGGACCGAUAAAGGAGGGCAAUUACUCAGACUUGCAUGUCGGUGUGCAGGUGGUUUUCUUUUACUGUUGACCUUUUUGUUCCUUUGAUUUCUUAUGCAUGACUGUCACAUCAAGUGUUUUGAUGGGAAAAUGUUACAACUGUAGGAAAAGAGUGUCUAUGUGAUCUAAACCCUGAACACAAGUAUUGUCUUUUUAUUGUCAUUGUAGAUUUUGAUUCAUGCCUUGUGCCUGUUUGCAUGGAAUUAUUUCUGAUUUCUUACGCUUCUCAGUCUGUAUUAAAAACUAAAUCCAUGCUCUCUCCUGUUGAAUACUGUCACCUGGUGUGCUUCGUUGGAGAUUUUUAUUCAUUUUUGUUUAGUAUCAUCUCAGCGCUGACAUAUUUCUCGUAUCCUCGACAAUCCAAAUGCUGGCCUGAUGAAGCGGUCUCCCAGGCAACAUUAGGCUUUGUAAAAGGUACAAUGUCUCUGGAUUUACAUUUCAUUCAGCCAAAAACAAUACUGUUCAAGAUGACCUGUGCUGUUUGUUUCACUGUGAGAAAAAGCCAACAUAUUAAAAUGUUUUACAUUUCC